This is a messenger RNA of Aspergillus fijiensis CBS 313.89, 2034 nucleotides long. RefSeq names its product WD40 repeat domain-containing protein. Gene Ontology annotation, molecular function: protein binding. The record is from RefSeq and is a predicted model, not a curated record. The transcript has 4 exons. The annotation marks the transcript as partial. Lineage: Eukaryota; Fungi; Ascomycota; Eurotiomycetes; Eurotiales; Aspergillaceae.
AGGCUGAAGAUUGCACCAGAAGCAGGAAUUGGGGCCGAGAAAAAUGACACCAAGGAUAAAUGCUUUGCAGGGACUCAGAUUGGCAUCCUGAAGAAGAUUCAUGGCUGGAUUCAGUCCCCUGGGCCAGAACACAUCUUCUGGCUCUAUGGGGUAGCCGGUGGGGGCAAGUCUACCAUCUCACGAACCAUUGCGGAGCGAUGUCGUGACCGAAUAUUCCUCCCGGAAACCAUUUGCCUUGGUGCCAGCUUUUUCUUCGACAAAAAUGAGAGACAGCAGAGCAAUGCCACCUAUCUCUUUCCCACUCUUUGCCAAUCGCUUGCGAAUUGUCUACCCGAGCUCAAGUCCGAGAUUCGUAAGUCGCUUGAAGAGCAUCCGGAGUCGAGCAAUGAACAUGCCUCAGUCCGGAUGCAGUGGAAGAAUUUGAUUCUUAAGCCCUUGUUGAGCUUGGAAAAGAACAAUCACCUCUUGCCUCUCACGUUGAUUGUGGUCAUAGAUGCACUUGAUGAGUGUCAAUCUACGCACAACGAAGAUCCUGUCUACGCCAUAUUAGAACUGAUCAACGAAGCGCAUCAACUGCGCUCGAUUCGUUUGAAGUUUCUCCUCACCAGCCGCCCACAAAGCCACAUAUUCUCAAGCUUUGACCACGUGGUGACUGGAUCUCAUGGUUGCAAACAGGCUCUUCAAGGGGCAGAAACGCCUAUUGACCAGGAAAUGUCUCAUCGUGAUAUCAAGAUGGUCCUCAAACACAAACUUGGCGAAAUAUCCCAGCGGCACCACUUUGGCUCAGAAUGGCCGGAGGAAGAGAAAUUGGAUGCGCUUUUCAAGAAAGCUGACGGGCUGUGGAUAUAUGCAUCUACAGCGUGGGGUUUUAUAUGUGACAAGAAAGCUAAAAAGGAGUGGAUCAAACCACGGUUGGAUCUGCUUCUGACGAACGACCGCCACCCUCGUGAAAGACUGGAUGGGAUGUAUACGGAGGUCCUACGGGAUGUCCUUAGUUUUGCAACGCCUGAGGAACGAAUAGGUACCCGCCGGACUUUUCAGGCAAUCUUUGGGGCCAUUGUCGUGCUUCACCGGCCUCUGUCUGUCACUACGCUGAGCAAUCUUCUCUCCAAGAAUACGGCCGAGGUUAGGGGGAUGUUGGAAAGCCUAAGCUCAGUCAUCCACGUAGCCGCCAGCAAUGAUUCUCCCAUCCGUCUCGCACACCUGUCGUUCCCUGAAUUUCUCACAAGCAAGGAGAGGUGUCUAGAACCAACUUUUCAGAUCUCGAGGAAGGAAAAGCAUAGCCACCUCCUCCGCCACUGCCUCGAGGCUCUAACCAAGACCCUCCGACAAGAUAUUUGUCAUCUCGGAGACUCUUCUACUCUGCAGGAUAGCAUUGACCCUGGGAUCGUGAAGCAGGAGAUUCCUUCGCACGUUGAGUAUGCUUGCGUCUACUGGGUGGAGCAUCUACGGUUAAGCAAGAGCUCCGACCUUCCACCCACUAUGAGGAAAGUCUGGAGUCCUCUACUACAGACUCUGAAAGGUUAUGGAGGACGUGGAAUAGAUUUUUCACCCGACGGUAAGCUGUUUUUAGCAACUCUGAGUGAAUCCGGAAAGGUGCAACUCUGGAGCACCGCCACUGGCACAUUGAUCCAUUCUUUUGAUUGUUGCAUUGAAGACCCCCGUGACCUCUAUAUCUGGUUUUCUCCGGGUGGGCAAUCAUUCGCAGCAAAUUGUGUGGAUGGGGCAGUUCAUAUACACAACACGCAGACCGGAGCCCGGGUACACAGCCUGACGAGGGAAAAGUAUCGCAACUGGCCGGUUACCUUCAGCCCAGACAGCAAUCUUUGCGCCUGCGCAGUCUACAGCACAGAGUCUCCGGGCGAAAGUAAUAUUCACCUUAUCAAAGUCUGGGGGAGCAAUACUGGCGAGCUGCGGCCACCGUUAAAAGGGCAUGGUAAGAGGGUCUGUUGUCUAUCAUUCUCGCCAGAUGGUGAAUUCUUGGCCGGAGCGACACUUUUCGAGAAGUGCGUUUUAAUCUGGAAUUUAGCAUCG